AUGUUACCACCCGACCCGCCGUCGUCGAUCGCAGCGCCAGUAUCACGAACGAAAUUCGAAAAUUUUGCUACCCGAACCACCGUCGUCGUUGUAGCGCCAGUAUCGCGAACGAAAUUCGAAAAUGUUGCCACCCGACCCGCCGUCGUCGAUCGCAACGCUAGUGUCGCGAACGAAAUACGAAAAUUUUGCUACCCGAACCGCCGUCUUCGAAUUUUUAUAUUUUUAUCGAACGUCAAUCUCGAUUUUUUCGUAUUGAGACCUCUAGUGAGGGACAAUGUCAACCAUGAAGACGGCGUGGAAAAAAAAUGA
Macrosiphum euphorbiae (potato aphid) is the source of this 309-nucleotide messenger RNA. The record is from the annotation of a GenBank genome assembly. NCBI's taxonomy places the organism in Eukaryota, Metazoa, Arthropoda, Insecta, Hemiptera, Aphididae.